Paramecium tetraurelia is the source of this 1011-nucleotide messenger RNA. RefSeq lists its product as uncharacterized. NCBI's taxonomy places the organism in Eukaryota, Ciliophora, Oligohymenophorea, Peniculida, Parameciidae. The transcript has 3 exons. The record is from RefSeq and is a predicted model, not a curated record.
AUGAAUUAAAAUUAAGAAGAGAAUUCAAGUGAUGAUGUAAUAUAAUUUGAAGAUAAUGAAAUAAUAGAUUUUAAUAAUAUAGAAUCAAAUCAUAGUCCCAAAGAUUGCUAACCUUAAAAAUAAGAACUCAAAAAUGCUGACGAAUCGAUAAAUUGUUCUCAAUUGAUGCUUAUUCAGUAACAACCACCUCAAAAAUAACAAUAAAUGUAAUAAAUAUAGAAAUCCCCAUAAACAACAAUAAAAAAUAAAAAGAAUGACUGUCCUGAACUUUAGAAAUUUAAGGACAAUAAUUAUACUAUUUUAUAAAAUUUAUAAAUUGACUUUAGCUUAGAAUAAUUUUUAACAUCUCCUGCUCCUAAGGGUGGAAUGAUUUAAUGUAGAUUUUAUAGAGCUUCUCCCAAGUUUACAUUGUUUUUGGAAUAAUACAAUAAUAUUUUAUUAAAUGCAGAGAAGAAAUCCUUUUAAAUAAAGAGCAGCUAUAAAAUUUUUGCAAAAGGAAAAAAAGAGGAAUAUCUAGGCAAAAUCAAAGGAGAUUUUAAGGGAUUAAAAUAUCUUAUAUAUGACAAUGGAAAAACAGCAAAGAAAUCAAAAGACAUAAACUAAUUAAGAAAAGAAUUAGGAGUGGUCUAUUAUUAAUCCUACGAAAAGAAGUUACGUUCAAUUUAGUCAUUCAUUCCUUAAAUAACCCCUAAUGGAUAAAUGUAUGAAUUUAAGUGUCAGAAACCUUAUACAUCCAUUGUCAAUAGUUUAGAUAAUGUAAUUGAACUAGUAAAUAGAAAACCUUAAUGGAUUCCUUCGUAUAAAGCUUAUGGAUUAAAUUUUUAUGGUAGAAUAUUUACAAGUUCCGUAAAGAAUUUCAUUUUGACAGAAAGAGGAAGUGAAAUCCCAGUAUUGUUAUUUGGUAAAAAUGAUGAUAGAGAAUUCGUACUUGAUUUUUCAUACCCAUUAACUCCAGUUUAAGCAUUCUGUAUUGCACUUUCAAGCACAGAUCAUAAGAUUGGGUGUAAAUGA